AUGAGUGGCGACGAUGUGCUCACUCAGAAUCGAAGGAAUCUCAUGUGGAUCAAUGAAGACCCACAGUAUACGGAAUUCAUACCGGUCGGAGCAAAACCGUACACUCUGUUCAAAUCCAUCUACACGAAUAACACUAACAGACCUCAGGAGUACUCAUUUAAAACGGAACGAACGACCGAGUCACUUUGUUCGAUUAGUCGAGAGCAGGGCUAUUCGAUGGGAGCCGAAGCUGAGCUGACCCUGAAGACUCCA
Molecule: messenger RNA, 252 nt
Organism: Ostertagia ostertagi
Lineage: Eukaryota; Metazoa; Nematoda; Chromadorea; Rhabditida; Trichostrongylidae
Source: the annotation of a GenBank genome assembly